Molecule: messenger RNA, 1654 nt
Organism: Empidonax traillii (willow flycatcher)
Lineage: Eukaryota; Metazoa; Chordata; Aves; Passeriformes; Tyrannidae
Gene: DUSP3
Product: dual specificity phosphatase 3
Exons: 3
Coding region: 15-569 (184 amino acids)
Biological process (GO): negative regulation of MAPK cascade; protein dephosphorylation
Cellular component (GO): cytoplasm
Molecular function (GO): protein tyrosine/serine/threonine phosphatase activity; MAP kinase phosphatase activity
Source: RefSeq, a predicted model, not a curated record
GAGGAGGCUCGGCCAUGGCCGAUUACGAGAUCUCGGUGGAGGAGCUGAACGACCUGCUGGCCAACGGCAGCGGCUGCUACAGCCUGCCCAGCGCGCACAGCAACGAGGUGGUGCCGCGCAUCCACGUGGGGAACGCGUUCAUAGCCAAGAACAUUAUGAGGCUGCAGCGCCUGGGGAUAACCCAUGUUCUGAAUGCAGCAGAGGGGAAAUCAUUCAUGCAUGUGAACACUAAUGCAGAGUUCUAUGAAGGCACAGGCAUCAGAUACCAUGGCAUUAAAGCUAACGAUACGCAGGAGUUUAACCUCAGCCGCUAUUUUGAGGAGGCAGCUGAUUUUAUUGAGAAAGCACUUUCCCAGAAGGAUGGACAGGUGUUCGUGCACUGCCGCGAGGGUUACAGCCGCUCCCCCACGCUGGUCAUCGCCUACCUCAUGCUCCGCCGCCACAUGGACGUCAAGACCGCGCUGAGCACCGUGCGGCAGAAGCGGGAGAUCGGCCCCAACGACGGCUUCCUGAGGCAGCUGUGCCAGCUCAACGAGCGAUUAGUGAAGGAGGGCAAACUGAAGCCCUAGGACGGGGGGCGCUGCGGUGUUUAUUUUUUUUUUAAGUCUCUCAGACCUUUAGAGGACAUCUUAGAGACCCCAAACCCCCCCCAGCCACCAAGCUAGAGAGAGGCAGGAUUCCUGCUCGUCCGGCGAAAGUAUCUGUCUUGAACUCUGGGACUGUCGAUGCAGCACAAAGCUGUGUUGCUGUUUGGAGCUGUUGCAAUGAAGAGGUGUUUUUAGAGGGGUAUCUCCAGUGAGAACAGCUAUCUCCACGUGUAUUUCAGAGCCCCUGAAGACUUCAUAGCAUGUGUGGUUUGCACUGACACUGAAUGUGAUUCGUUUAAGCUUUAUCUUGUGUCUCACCAGAGCACGAGUUUCUGAAAGCCCCGACACAUCUCAUCACUCACUCACUCACUUAACAGAAGCACUGUAAUUUCUAAAGCUUCUUUUUCAUGCACAGAGGUGCCUAAAGUUUGAAUGUAGGAGCUGAAAGGAGUGGAGAAGUGUAUGUACAAAUGCACAGAUGCACUGGUUUGUAAAAUGAAGUGUAUGCAGCGUUUGGUGUGGAUUUAUGCAAUACACAGUGUGUAAUAAGUAGUAAAGCCAUUCAGAGCCCAUUCUUGAUGCACACUGUAUUUCCAAGAAUAGCUGUACCUCCUGCUGUUGUGAUUGACAUGAAAUAGUGUGUUAUUAAAUGCCCUUUUAUUUUUGUUCUGAAUUCAUACUAGAAAAAAAUGUCAUCAGCAAAUGCCGAGGAAAAAACUUGAGCAAGGGAGAAGUAAUGUUUGUAUUUAGAAAUGCUUGUACUGGAUGUAUGAUAAAGUCCUAAGUAUCAGAAUGUGAUGGCUUUCAGAGCUUGUAUGGAAUUACAGUGUCUUUAUCCCUUAUUUACUGUCACUGUUUAUCAGCAUAAAAUGGAAUGAGCACACACACCUUCCAGUAGGGCGCCACAGGUGUGCUUACAAAGCAGUUUGCAGAAGUGUACUCUUGACUUCUUAGAUUGCUUGCAUGGUGUCAUUCAAUUAGAAAUGAGAAUUGUAACGUACCACAAUGUAUAGGAAAUAUUUACUUUCUAUUAAAAUAAAGGAUGUCUUGAUUCUGUUUGACAUACA